AUGAGUGGUUAUAAACAGUAUGAUGACGUCGAACCAUAUAGACAAAGAAUUCGAGAUCUGGAAGCUUAAUUACAGAGAAUGGAUGUUAGAUUUAGCAACGUUUUGACACACAGUGGAAAGGCAGAUACAUAAUUUAAUAACGAUUUGCAUGUAGAAUUAGAGAAAACGACAAAAUAAAUGAUAUAGAAGAGAAGUGAAGCUGAGUUAUGGAAACAGAAAUAUGAACAAUAACUUUCUUAGACUAUGUAGAUGAGGAACAAUUACGAAUUGGAAUUGUAACAAUUAUCAAAGGAAGUUCAAAGAUUAUUGGAUAAGAUAGAUCAAUUUGAAUAUGAGAAACGAUUGAAUGAUAAGUAAUUAGUUAGAGAAACAUUACAAGACAAGGAUUUAGAGAUUGAUGAUUUGGUGAGUAAAUUGUAGAGGAUGAGAUCGGAACAUGAAAAUGAAUCAUAAAGACUUCUUAAUGAGAAUGACAAUCUGAGACAUAAGAUAAAUCAAAUUGAGUUGGAAAGAUAGAAAGAGUUAGAAUAAAUGAGAUUUAAGAUAGAGACAUUCCAUUCUUAGAAUUUGGACAACCUAAGAAAGACUCAUCAAAGUUAGAUUUCAGUUGUGGAAUCAGAGAUCGACAAAUUAAGAGGAUUAUUGGAAAUUAAAAAUAAUGAAAUUGAAACAUUGCUGUAAUAAAAUAUGAAAUUAAAGGCUUCUUAUGAAAAUUAGAUCAUUGAAUUAAACGCUUAAUUUGAUGGUUAGAAAUCUAAAUAUUAAAAACAAGAGAUCAUGCAUCGAGAUCAAUUAGCUCAAUUAUAACAGUAGUUGUUGGAUGAAUAAAAAUUUAGUUUGUAAUCUCUUAGUAAGAAUUACGAGCAAAGCAUUUUUACUUUGGAAAAAGAGAUUGCUACUUAUCAGAAGAAAAAUGAAAAUUAUUCAAAGGAAAUCUAAGAUUUGAUCACUGAAAAGACAUAAUUAAGAGAUAAUUAUGAGAGAUAAUUUGAAUUACUAAAAAAGGAUAAUGAGAUUUUGAAAUAGAGAUUGGCAUAACUUGAAUAAGCAAAAUUGAAGGAUCUACAAUAAGUUGAGUCAGAACUAUUGUAGACUAAACAAUCAUCAAUAGAAAUUGAAAAUGUUUAUAAGAAACAAGUAGUGAAGUUGGAGAAUGAAUUGUAAUUAUAAUCAGAAAAAGAGAUCGUAAAGAAUAAGGAAGUGGAAACUCAAAUCUAAUAGUUUAUUUUAAUAAAGUAGGCAUUGGAGGAAGAUCUAUAACAUUUGAGACAAUAAAACUAAACUUUAAAUGAAUAAAUUAAAGAAUUAGAAAAGAUAGCUUCAUUUGAAUAGGAAGAAUGGAAGGUCAAAUUGCAAUAAAAUGAAUACAUUUUGAAAGACAAAAUUCGAGGAUUAGAAAACAAGAUUGAGAUUAUGCAUUAGGAGUUGAGAAAACAAAAGGAAUUAACUGAUUCCCAGAUCAAAUAGAUACCAGAAAGAGAAUUCAAGGCUUUGAUUGAUGAAAUUGAAUAAUUGAAGACGAGAUUGGUUUUAUAGGAAAGAGAUAAACUGAAAGAAAGAGAAGACUUGAGAGGCAAACUUGAACAGUCACAUCAUUAUCAAAUAGAGAAUUUGAAGGCAGCCUUUAACACUUAGAUCAGAAUUCUUGAAUAGGAAAACAAGGAUUCCAAAAAUAUCAUUACACAAAAGGAGAAUACAAUUUAAGAACUAUUACACAAAUAUUAAAAUCUAGAAUCUGCAUAUAGUGGAUAAACAAUUGGACCUUAAGAAUAGGCAUCCAAAAAUAUAUAUUAAGCAUAUAUUCGCUCAUCAAAUCGACAGUCCUCAUUACGUAAAUAAUAAUGA
Molecule: messenger RNA, 1845 nt
Organism: Paramecium tetraurelia
Lineage: Eukaryota; Ciliophora; Oligohymenophorea; Peniculida; Parameciidae
Exons: 2
Source: RefSeq, a predicted model, not a curated record